AGUCAACAGACAGCUAAGCUCGCGACAUCACAAAUGGCAACCGGGACAACUGAGCUUUGGCACCAACGACCACAACGAGCAGAGAAUCCAGUUGUAUUUUUCGAUGUCAAUAUUGGCGAGCAACCUGCGGGUCGGAUUAAAAUGGAGUUGUUUGCUGACAUCUGCCCGAAGACUGCUGAGAACUUUCGGCAGCUAUGCACGGGGGAAUAUCGGAAAAACGGACUACCAGUCGGGUAUAAAAACUGCACAUUUCAUCGUGUAAUCAAGGACUUUAUGAUCCAAGGAGGCGAUUUCAUCAAGGGUGACGGCACGGGCUGUGUCAGCAUCUACGGCAGCCGCUUCCCGGACGAGAACUUCAUCGCGAAGCACACCGGGCCAGGGCUGCUGUCGAUGGCGAACAGCGGGCCCAACAGUAACGGCUGCCAGUUCUUCAUUACGUGCUCCAAGACCGAGUGGCUGGACAACAAGCAUGUGGUGUUCGGGCGAGUCAUUGACGACGGGCUGUUGUUGGUGCGCAAGCUGGAGAACGUGCUCACAGACAAGCAAACUAACCGGCCGCGACUGCCGUGCAUCAUCAAGGAAUGUGGGGAGAUGUAGACGAGCUUAGAGAGGAAAUUGCGUAUGCGCGUCCCGAAAAGGGGAUGUCCAGGGGUCAAAACCUUGAAUGGGUGUAGGGUGCGUCGUAGGGAACGAACUUCUGGAUUUGCGGAACUCAAGUUGAGGGAAAGGGAGGAAAGGGGAGAUGGAAAGGAGCGGAUGGUGGGCUGGUAAGAUGAAAGUGGCUUUUGGACAGCUGGCCGUAUAUGCCGGUAAACCUCGCGCGAUGGUUGUAAGGGUCAUGCUUCCACUUUGUGUGACCAUGGAUUACUGAUCUACCGUAUGGAAUGGAAGGAGUGAUGGGUUGUAAUGUGAUGAAGUGAUUGAUGGUUUGUAAAAGUGUCCUUCGGUUGCAAUGCCUUGAACACGAUGGGAGUACCAUGAGACAUGGACUGUCAAUCAACAAUUCCUUAGGCACAUCACAAUAUGAUUAGUAGCUAUAGUUUGCAGUGAGGCGUAUGUAAUUAAAACACUAG
Molecule: messenger RNA, 1073 nt
Organism: Volvox carteri f. nagariensis
Lineage: Eukaryota; Viridiplantae; Chlorophyta; Chlorophyceae; Chlamydomonadales; Volvocaceae
Exons: 7
Coding region: 34-597 (187 amino acids)
Biological process (GO): protein folding; protein peptidyl-prolyl isomerization
Cellular component (GO): intracellular membrane-bounded organelle
Molecular function (GO): peptidyl-prolyl cis-trans isomerase activity
Source: RefSeq, a predicted model, not a curated record